Molecule: messenger RNA, 669 nt
Organism: Musa acuminata AAA Group (dessert banana)
Lineage: Eukaryota; Viridiplantae; Streptophyta; Magnoliopsida; Zingiberales; Musaceae
Product: pentatricopeptide repeat-containing protein At5g61800-like
Exons: 1
Coding region: 1-669 (222 amino acids)
Biological process (GO): RNA modification
Cellular component (GO): intracellular membrane-bounded organelle
Molecular function (GO): protein binding; RNA binding
Source: RefSeq, a predicted model, not a curated record
AUGUAUGCAAAGUGCGGCUGCAUUAGUGUUGCUACAGAGAUCUUUGAGUCAACGCCAUGGAAGAACUUGUUCACGUGGAAUGCCAUCAUCGUUGGUCUAGCCAUGCAUGGGAACGGUGAGAUGUCACUGGAGCACUUCAACAGAAUGCGAGCUGUGGGUGUUCGGCCAGAUGGGGUGACCUUCCUAGGAGUCUUGGUGGCUUGUAGCCGUGCAGGACUCGUUGAUAUGGCUCGGAGUCUCUUUGAUGAGAUGGAGAGCGUCUAUGGUGUCGAACGGGAGCUCAAGCAUUCGGAUGCAUGGCAGAUUUGCUCGGACGGGAUGAUCAAGGAAGCGAUGGAAAUGAUAGAAGGGAUGCUAAUGAAGGGCGAUGCUUAUGUGUGGGGAGGUGUGCUUGCGGGUUGCCGAAUCCAUGGGGGGGAUGUGGAGAUUGCAGAGGUUGCAGCACGGCAUAUAUUAGAAAGGAACCCUGGGGAGAGUGGGAUCUACUCGAUUAUGGCUGAUAUAUAUGCUACUGCAAGGCGGUGGGAAGAUGUUGCAAGGAUUAGGAAGUUUAUGGGCGACAAAGGAUUGAAGAGAAAGAAUGUUGGUCGUAGUUCUAUUGAGGUGGAUCAUGAGACAGAAACCACAACAGCAGUUGUGGCUCUUAAGUUCGUCGAUCCGAUAGGAUAA